Molecule: messenger RNA, 6877 nt
Organism: Paramisgurnus dabryanus
Lineage: Eukaryota; Metazoa; Chordata; Actinopteri; Cypriniformes; Cobitidae
Gene: slc25a37
Product: solute carrier family 25 member 37
Biological process (GO): iron import into the mitochondrion
Cellular component (GO): mitochondrial membrane
Molecular function (GO): ferrous iron transmembrane transporter activity
Source: RefSeq, a predicted model, not a curated record
GCUGAAAUGACGCUAACGACGGCAGUAGGUAUGUGUUCGCUCGUGCUGUCGUUUCAUAACGCCGCGAAUCAGCCGUGCGUUUAAACCCCUCGCGCCCAGCACCGCCCGUCACGCAUGGAGUAUCGCGCGGACCCGGUCAUAGCGAGUCUGGAGAUGUCAGAGGUGAAAAGCGACGGCGGAUCGGCGGAAGGCGACGAUGAUUACGAGAGUUUACCCGCGCACGCGUCCUUGUACACGCACAUGACAGCGGGCGCAGUGGCCGGGGUCCUGGAGCACACAGUCAUGUACCCCGUGGAUUCAGUCAAGACCCGAAUGCAGAGUUUGCAGCCAGACCCAAAGGCUCAAUACAGGAGCGUGUACGGUGCACUGAAGAGGAUUGUGCAGACAGAGGGCCUCCUUCGGCCAUUUAGGGGACUCAAUAUCACUGUGCUGGGAGCCGGCCCCGCCCACGCUCUCUAUUUUGCAUGUUAUGAGCAAAUCAAACUCUCCCUUAGUGAUGUCAUACAAAACGGAGGCAACAGUCACAUCGCUAAUGGAGUGGCAGGAAGUGUUGCCACCGUCCUCCAUGAUGCGGUCAUGAACCCAGCAGAAGUGGUAAAGCAGAGGAUGCAGAUGUAUAACUCUCCAUACCGCAGCCUAUAUGAUUGUGUCGUGACCAUCAGUCGUACAGAAGGACUGGCCGCCUUUUACCGCAGCUACAGCACUCAGCUGACCAUGAACAUCCCUUUCCAGGCCGUGCACUUCAUGACCUAUGAGUUCAUGCAGGAACAUUUAAACCCCCAACGUCAGUACCGCCCCGAAACGCACAUCUUGUCCGGUGCGGCGGCGGGGGCCGUGUCCGCUGCCGUGACCACUCCGUUAGACGUCUGCAAGACUCUGCUAAACACGCAGGAGAACGUUGCGCUCAGUUCGGCACACGUCAGCGGACAACUCUCGGGCAUGGUCAACACCUUCAGGACAGUUUAUCGUCUGGGAGGCUUUCCGGCGUUCUUUAAAGGCGCCCGAGCGCGAGUGAUUUAUCAAAUGCCUUCCACGGCCAUCGCCUGGUCCGUGUACGAGUUCUUUAAGUAUUUUCUCACUCGACACGAACAAACGAACAUCCAGGAACUGCAUAGGAACUCUAUGAAGACCGGCACUACAUGAAGCCUGUCGUGGGUAAAUCACUUAUAAAGGUCCAACCGAUCCAAAGAUUUGGGUAAAUUAAUAUUCGGAUGUGGAAGAGACGGGAAUGCAUUCACUAAUUUCGACACUCCAGCCGCUAUAGCCUCUUAUAAUGUUUUGUAACAUACUAAUUUAUUGAAAAAGUUUAUUGUUGUUACUGGAUUACAUGGGGAUGUUUGGACAUUACACACUACAAUACAUGACAUUUCUGGUGAAAACUUGAUGGAAAGAGAGGAUUACACUCACGUCCUGUUUAAAUCCAUAGUGGUGCAUGCAUACAUAUUCAUAUAGAUAUAUGUAUAUGUAUGUGUGCUGUUAAAGACAUUUCGGAGUUCGCAAUAAACAGGCCAAAUGUUUUUUUAAUGCCUUAUCUGAUAUAAAGGCUGACUGGAUUUUAAACCCUGCAAUUUGGUCCCGUUUUAAAAUGAAUGCACUGAUGAUUUUAAACCCUGAAGUGUCUUAUACUUUUUAAAUCCUGUUAAAUUUUUCCACAUUAAAAAUUAAGUCCGCAUAGUUGCCAAGUUUUAUAACUGAGGCGGUGAAGGAUGCAGGUAUGGGUUGUGAGUAUCUUUUAUUGGCGUAUAAAUAUGGCAUAUGGUGUGACUGGCGUCUGUGGAUUACCGUUCAGUAAAUGUGCAGAUUGUUACGUGUGACUUUAGAUGUUCAUACAUUCAUUCCCCCCCAAAAUUAUUUUACGCUUUCAGUUUUUACGGCAGACGUUACUAUCCGAAUAUUUGAAUUGCCUGAUUUCACUGUGACAGUGGUACAGAUUUAGUAGGCACACUAAAGCACUUAUCAUUCAUCGGCUGGUGUAUUCGAAAAGUCGUUCACUUUAGCGGUGAGUGGUAGUUUUGUGUGCGAUAGCUUUGAUUUGUUUUAGAAUAGAUGUUACAUAAUAUAUAUCCAAACAAUUCAUAUAUGUAAAUAGCUAUGAUAAGAUGUGAUCUAUGCAGUCGCGUAAGCACACUUAAAUGUGCACUAAAGUUUGGUGGACCCAUUAAAAUCUUUAAAGGAAUAGUUCACUUUAAAAUGAAAAUUCUGUCAUCAUUUACUCAUCCUCUUGUUGUUUUAAACCUGUAUGAAUUUAUUUUUUCUGAUGAACACAAAAAAAGAUGAGAUUUUGAGAAAUGAUGAUUAGCACACAGCAGAUAGUGACCAUUGAGUUCCAUAGUAUGAAAAAAAUAUUAUGUAAGAAUUGUGAUAAAUGAUGGUAAGCACACAGUUAACGGUACCCAUUGAAUUCCAUCAUAUUUUUUAUUCCUACUAUGGAAGUGAAUGAUAUCAAUCGGCUGUGUGUUUAGCAUCAUUUCUCAAAAUAUCUUCUUUUGUGUUCAUCAGAAAAAGAAAUUCAUACAGGUUUAGAACAACACGAGGAUGAGUAAAUGAUUUUUGGGUGUACUAUCCCUUUAACCCACAAUAAAACAAUUUAUUCACAGAGUACAUAAAAGGCUUUACAGUAAUACACAACUGCUGACAGUCCAUUCAUUCCUCUUCUGAGCUGUUUACAAAUACGCAUCUGAAUUUGUUAGUUUCGCCUUAGUGUAAAUCAUAAUUUUAAUUUUUGAUCGAAUCUUAGAUUUUGAUUUAGGAGACGGCUACAUUAACACAAGACUGUGAAAACAAAUGCAAAGCAGUAUGAUCUAUUGUGCCUUAUAAGCUAAACAAAUUUCUGUGAAUUUGAUUUAUAAACUCAUACAUUUUAGACAACUUGGGUAAAAAUCAUUAAAAAAUAGACAAGAUUUAUAUUUGUAUAGUUUAAAGAGAUCACGAAUAAAUUAAAAUUAAUUUGCUCUCACCCCAAUGUUGUGAACUGGUAUGAGUUUAUCGUGUAUUUUGAUUGUAACCACGCAGUUGAUGACACCCAUGGGCUGCCAUAGUAGGAAAAAUACUAUGGGUGCCGUCAACUGUCUGGUACUUACAGAAGAAAGCAACUCAUACAGGUUUAUAACAAUACGGUCAGGGUGAGUAAAUGAUAAAACUAUUUUCAUUUAUCCCUUUAGCUAACCUAUUAAACUUUACUGACACUACACGUUAAACAAAUGCUGUUUGCCAGUAACUUACUGUAGAUUAUGUAAUAUACUGGCAAACAGUUUGUUCAAAGUUAAAUGAACAUUAAAUAUAUUCAUAUUACAGAAUAAAACUAUAAAAUAAAAUAGCAGCCUCAUGCAAAGCCAUAUUCUUUUGGGAACCAAAAUCUGAAGGAAAAAUCUGAAAAAGUUUGAUGAGGAUUUCUGGUUAUUUUAUAGUUUUAUUCUGUAAAGAUAAAGACUUGUUAAUAAAUAACAUGGAUUUAAAUCUACAGUAACUACAGCAACAUUUUUUACAGUGGACUGUGAUGAAUUUGCACUGGAAUACGCACAUGAAAUUUAGAGAGUGCCAGAAUAAAAUUGUAAAUAAUGUAUUUUAUUCACAAAAGUACACAGUUUUGUGGUCUUUUAUUUGUUUUUGAUUUUAGAUUUAUAGCUCUUGGAUAAGAGGUACCCUCUUGUAUGCAGGAGGUCCUGUUAUUGGACCGAUAGAUUAAAAACACACACAAUACAGAAGCUGUUAUGUUUUCUAGCUGAAGUGUCAUAUCUACUGUGUGUCAGCAAAUGCAAUUGCAAAAAUUAACCGUUCAAACUGGUUUCUUCCUGUCCCAAACUCACACUGAUAGGAUGCUUACACAAAAGUUCACCUAAAAACGAAAAACCUGUCAUCGUUUACUCAACCUCAUGCAUGUUGUAAGCCUGUAUGAGUUUAUUAUGUUGAACACAAAAAAUAUCUUUUAAUUUUAAAGUUGACGGUACCCAUAGACUUUCACAGUAUUUUUUUUCCUACUAUGGAAUCAAUGGCUACCGUCAACUCAUCAUUUAUCGAAAUAUCUUCUUUUGUGUUCAACAGAAUAAAGAAACUCAUACAGGUUUAGAUCAACAUACGGUUGACUAAAUGAUGACAGAUUUUUAAUUUAAGGGUGAAUUUUCCCUUUAGUAGCACUGCAGUAUUUACAUUAUUCAACAAAAUUAACAUGUUUGUAUAGUUUCUACCUUCUGCAUAUUAAUCUGGGUCAUGAGAAAGUAUUUUAAUAGAAAACAUAAGUUUUAUUUUUCCAUAUGCUAGCAAAUGUUCACUUAAUUUUAGUAUUGCUUUUUAUCAUAGUUUUGAUUUUCAGUGUUUCUGUGUAAUUGAUGAAUUCGUAAUCUAUGCAGAUUCCCAUCAGACAGGGAUAUUCCAGGCACUGUGUUAGAGAGAGAAAGAGAGUUUCUGCUUUUUUUGUGUGCUGACUGGUUCAGCCGGCAAUGUCUUUCCUGUGUCCUCUCUCAGUUCCUCAUCCCUUGAUGAUUUUCCAGCUCUAAAGUGUUUGACAUUCCCUAAAAUUAUUCCGGAAUCUCUUAAUCAGUGAGGUUCUUAAGUUUGAGCUUGUUUCUUUUUGAUUAAAUGUUUAGUGAUUCAUUUUUUCUUUGCAUUUUCAGUCCUGCUGUUUUACCAACUAGGAACCAAAAAAGAAAAGUAAUAAUGUACAGUUUUUCAAUAGUAACCAACCUUUCAGACCUGCCAGUUGUCAGCUGAUGGGUAAAAAUGCUGUUGGCACUGAAAGUGUUGAAAUUUUUACUAAAGUGUACACUGCUGUGUUUGAAGGUUUAGUUUUAUCAAGGACUAUACAAAGCAGGUUGCUUGUUUAAGCUUUAAUUUGAAUGACCACUGAAAAAUGUCCAUUUCUUUUUGACUUCAUGUUGUGCUAUGGUGGGAACCCUAUGGGUUUACUUUUUCAUGGUCCAGCAUUUUUAAAAGCUCACUACCUGUAAUUGCUCUGCAAAACCAGCUGUUUUUAAAAAUAUAUAUUGUAUUUGAAUCAGUUUUACAGUAAAUAUGAAUGGCCAAAAUUGUUAACAUUAUUGCUUAAAUAAAUUGUUAACAAAUGUAUGUAGAUGUUGCCUUAAAGUGAUCUCUCAAUCCAUGGAGAAACAGGAGAUGUAUCAGACAUUUAACAAAAGAGGUGCAGCGGUGUCACUCCUCUACACAUGAUGAACAACAAAAUGUUUAGGCCGCUUUCUGCGCACAUUGUAGAAGUGAGAGAGUGCCAUCUAGAGUACUUUUUUAUUAUUUCAUUUUUUUACAGUGGUGAAAGAAAAAUUGUAGACAUAACCUUUGAUUUGUGCUGCUACAGUUUGUAACACUGGAGCUGAAAUAAAAUGAACAAUGAUGAAAUAUUUUUUUCUUACUGCUCUCUAAUUAAAUGAAAUUUGUGAUGGUUAUGUACCUGUGUUACCUUAAAUUAGCUGAUUUGAUGAUUGAUUUAACCUCUUAAAAGACCUGUGUCCGCAUAUGUGGACAUCACAUUUUUUUGUUGUAUGGACCAUAAUAUCCCAACCCAAUGGCAAUUCAUACGGAUUUUAGGAGGUGGCUAAAUCUCCGGUUGCACAUGAUUGAAUUAAGUUUUCUUAAAAUAGUUUUUCUUAAAAAAAUGUUGAUCUAUGUAAUUUAAUUAUGUAGACCAGUUCAACAUGAUUGAAUUAAGUUUUCUUAAAAUGAAAUUUAUUUUAACUAAUGUUAAUUUCAUUUUAAGAAAUGUGCAACCGAUGUCCAGAAGUUUUUUUUCAGUAUAUUUCUAUUUGGUACGACCACAUUGAAAAUACCACAUUUUGACCCGUGAUGUUUGGGGCGUGGUUAAGGUUGGGGAUUCAUAAUUUUUUUUUUGUUAUGAUAAUCGUAAGUUUUUGCACGAUUAACUUUGUACGAAUUCAUACAAAAUAUGUUUGAGUUCUCGUAAGAUCAGGCUGGUACAAAAUAAACAAAUUGAAUUUACAUUGCUUUAAUAGCAUUUUAGCUAAAUUUUAAUGAAGCAAAUAUCAUUAAACACAUAGUUUAAGUGGCAUACAACACUAUGAAAUCAUAAUUUUGACUUACAGAAAUUGAAUUUCAUAAAGUGUAUAAAAUUAAACCCUACUUUAUAAGACAAGUCAAUCUGUUCAAUUGUGUUUUUAGUUACUGGAAUUUUAGUUUGGAGAAUGUAAUUUAUCGAUACACUAUAGUACAAAGAUAUAAAAUAAUGUUGUGACACAUUUAACCUCCUAAGACCUGGAUGUCACAUAUGUGGAUACUUAUAUGUAUAUGUAAUACUUAAUUCUGUGUAACUGGAACCUAUUAUACACAAACAUGGACAAAUACACUGCUUCAUGUUCAUAGAAAAAUAUUUGGUUAUUAUAUUAGUUGGUUCCCAAAAAUAGCUGGUAGAAAUCUGAAAAAUAAAAGACAAACCAAAGCUCGGUCUUAGGAGGUUAAUUUAGGGUUCAUGUUAUCUGACCAAAGAUAGGAGAUUGUUGCAUAAAUUGGUUUGGGGCAGAAAAAAUAAUUUUGGUAUUGGAAACAUUUUUUAAGAUCUUUUCCUCUCAUCUCAUACAGUAUUUUGUCCACCACCAUGACCCUUUAGUCUCUGUGGUGGUUCUUCAGUCAAAUGUCCUUUAAUGUUUUUGGGAAUUAAUAUUAAGUAUAGUGUUUAGUGAAUUUAACCCUGCAGUAAACCCAGCAAUAUGUAACUCUGUUGAUGCUUUAACUGCUGUAAGGGAUGAGGGAUUAUUAUCUAACUUAAUGUCUGUUUUUGACUGACUGCCAGUGUUUAACUUUUUGAUAUGCCUGAAGGAUUUUGAGCAAUGAAAAAACCUUUCGUAUGUAUCAUGCAUUAAAAUAUAUGACCUUUGAUGCUUUUUAAUGAUUUAAAUAAAAUCUCCAUACAAUCUGA